Messenger RNA from Chelonus insularis, 1662 nucleotides. It is a transcript of the gene Y-f, whose product is annotated as L-dopachrome tautomerase yellow-c. The transcript has 6 exons. The record is from RefSeq and is a predicted model, not a curated record. Gene Ontology annotation, cellular component: extracellular region. NCBI's taxonomy places the organism in Eukaryota, Metazoa, Arthropoda, Insecta, Hymenoptera, Braconidae. Bases 199 to 1422 code for a protein of 407 amino acids.
GAUAGUUGACAGGUGCUACCAGUCUUUGUUGGUAAAUAUCAAUGGACACAUCCAAAUCCAAGCAUACUUUGAUCCCCAGUGUGUGGCUGACAUCCAUGAUGACCGAGUAUAUAAGAGAUCUGAUUGCAGCUUGGUGGCAUUCACGGUCGUGCCGUUCUCCAGGCUGUCUGGUUCUCCAAUUUAAUCCAUACAUUCAUCAUGUGGUAUUUGUCAUUGCUAUUAACUCUCUCAGUAGUGAGCUGCGAUCCUUUUGAAACAGUUUUUUCAUGGAAACAAGUGGCCUAUAACUUCCCAAAUGAUUCAGUGCUCAAUGCUUACAAAGCUUCUGACGAUUACAUUGAGGGUAACAACGUGCCACUUGGCAUGAAUGUUUGGGGCGAUAAACUCUUCAUCACCGUACCACGUUGGAAGAAAGGAGUUGCGUCUAAUUUGAAUUACAUCAGCCUUAGCGAUGCUGCUUCAGCUAAAGAUACAUCGCCAUUACUCAAUCCUUAUCCCGACUGGGAAUCCAAUGAUAUCCAUUCACCUGAUGCCCUCGUCAACAUCCUCAGGGUCAGAGUUGAUGCGUGUGAUCGAUUAUGGGGAGUUGAUAGUGGGGUCGAUGAUAUUCUUGGAGAGUUUAAGCAAGUACAACCUAAAAAACUUAUUGCAAUCGAUUUGAAAACUAAUAAGAUUAUUUUGAAAUACACGUUUAAAGAUUCUGACAUUAAAUCAGACACUUUCUUUGCUGACACCGUGAUUGAUGUUGAUCCUAAAAACUGUUCUGAUGCUUACGUUUACAAUUCAGAUUUAGGAGCUUAUGGACUUGUCGUCUAUAGCUUGGCAAAAAAUGAUUCUUGGAGAAUUUCGCACAACUACUUCCAUAUAGAUCCUCUGAAUAGUGAUUUCAAUGUAAGCGGCUUGACCUUCCAAUGGACUGAUGGAGUUUUUGGAUUAGCUCUGAGUCCACCUAAAGAAGACGGCAGUAAGACUCUUUACUUCCAUUCCAUGGCUGGCAUUCAUGAGUUUUAUGUAUCUACAAGUAUUCUAAAAAAUCAAACUGCACUCGCUGAUCCUCGCGUUUGGACUGAAUUCCAUAUCGCUGGCAAUAAAGGACCAAUGACCCAAGGAACGUCUUCUAUGUAUGAUCCUGAAACUGGAAUUAUUUACUUUGCACUAGUCAAUAAAAAUGCAGUGGCUUGUUGGGAUACAAAAAAAGAACUUAAUCCUGACAACUUCCGAAUUGUUGCUAAGAAUGAAGAAACAUUGGUCUUCCCCAAUGAUAUCAUCAUCGAACCAAAAACCAGGAAAUUCUAUUGUCUUGCUGAUAAGCUUCCAAUAUUUAUGUAUAGUAAAUAUAAUAUUGAGAGUACUAAUUUCUACAUUCAUUCGGCUUCAUUAGAUGAUUUAACAGCCAUUUGUAGAAAUGAAAAAAAGGAGUAAGAGUCACAAAAUGAUUUUAAUAUUUUAAAUUCUGCAAGAACACUCCUUAAGCCUUGAAAAAAGGAUGUGGCAGAAUGAUUUAUACUAUCACAAUUAUACAUUAUACAUCACCAUGUUGAUUUUUAUUUUUUUUAUUGAUAUGAAACCUGUUAUAAUAGUAUUAUCAAAUAAUUAUGAAUUACUGGUUUUAUAAUUAAAUAUAUUAUACUUUGGUAUAUAAAUAUAUACUCAUUUAUAAGA